AAUCAGAUUGAAUUAUCGACAAAUUCAAUUUUCACCAAAUUUCCCGUUUCUCUUAUUCUCUCUGCAUCGCCCCUUGCCGCCGUUGCCCGUGAACUUGCUUGUGAGUCUGUGACCUGCCGUCUGCCGUGCCGCCUACUGCCGCCGAAUUCCUCCACUGGAAUUUUAGUAUUUUAAUCGAGUGAAACUCAGUUAGAGACAUGGCUCGUUUCAGAAACAAGAAGAGAAAACCGUUUGUUAGGCAGAUCACCAGGAAGCAGCCAAGUGUGGAUCAUAUAACUGGAGACAAGAUUCCGAAGAGUUUUGUGUUUUCUAGGGGGAAAUUGCCUGGUCCUCUUCGACAACUGCAGAUGGAUUUGAGAAAAUUGAUGCUUCCUUUUACUGCUCUCAAGCUCAAGGAAAAAAGGCGAAAUAAUCUCAAAGACUUCUUGAAUGUUUCAGGGCCUAUGGGUGUGACACAUUUUCUCAUUUUGUCUAAAACUGACUCGGCGCCAUACUUGAGGGUUGCUAGGACACCCCAGGGUCCAACGCUUACAUUUAAAAUAAAUGAAUACUCAUUGGCAGCUGAUAUUGCUCAAAGUCAAUUGCGUCCGAGAUGCCCCCAAGAUCUUUUCAAAAACUCACCCUUGAUUGUUCUUUCUGGUUUUGGAACUGGGGAGCAACAUCUGAAGCUCACUACUAUAAUGUUUCAAAACAUAUUUCCUGCCAUAGAUGUGAACACUGUCAAUCUUUCUUCAUGCCAAAGGAUUGUAUUACUGAAUUACAACAAAGAGACGAAGCUUAUUGACUUUCGUCAUUACUCUAUUAGAUUACAGCCUGUUGAUGUUUCACGUAGAAUCAGGAAGUUUGUGCAAAACCAUCAGGUGCCUGAUUUGAGUAAUCUUCAAGAUGUGAGCGAUUUUGUGACAAAGGCUGGUUAUGGAUCAGAAAGUGAAGUGGAUGAUGAAGCUGCAACUGUAAGUCUAGCAACUGACCUUGGUAGAGUUAACCGAGCUUCUAAUAAAAGUGCUGUUAAGCUUCAAGAGAUUGGACCUAGGCUGACACUUCAGCUCAUCAAAAUUGAGGAAGGACUGUGUUCUGGAGGAGUAAUAUUCAGCGAAUAUGGAAAUCACGGGUCUUAUAAAAACCAGAAAACUGAUGAUGAAGAGCGAGAGAACGAGGAUGACAGGGACGAAGAGCAAGAGAGCGAGGAAGAAAAAGACAAUGGCGUGGAAGAAGAUUAGUGAGUAAGUGUGCGAAUUCAUGUUAAUUGGUGCAGCUCUCAACAUCUGUAAAGCGGAUGUAACUUUCUUUCCUUGGUUGCCGUUUCGGCUUUUUAUUGUUUGCAAUACCAUUUGAUAAAUUAAAUACUAUAAUUUUGUGUUACUUGGCCUUUGCCAAUCUUUGAUUUGUUUAUAUUUGUGAGGUUUAACAAAUGUUUUCAAAUAUUAACUUGACAAUCGGAUUACAAAAAGAAUGGAGUGGUUGACGGAAUUAUACAAAUGUUUA
Olea europaea var. sylvestris is the source of this 1485-nucleotide messenger RNA. RefSeq names its product peter Pan-like protein. Gene Ontology annotation, cellular component: preribosome, large subunit precursor. NCBI's taxonomy places the organism in Eukaryota, Viridiplantae, Streptophyta, Magnoliopsida, Lamiales, Oleaceae. Gene Ontology annotation, biological process: rRNA processing; ribosomal large subunit assembly. Gene Ontology annotation, molecular function: rRNA binding. The record is from RefSeq and is a predicted model, not a curated record. The transcript has 8 exons. Bases 198 to 1220 code for a protein of 340 amino acids.